AUGGCAGGAGCUAGCAGCAUCGCUGCUCAGCUUGCGCAGUAUGCGUACUCGCCCGCCAAAGUGAAAAGUGAGCCGUCGCCAGCACGCGGGGCGCAGCGCGGCGUUCCGGAAAGUGGGCCGUCGACCUCGGCCAGGCGACUUCAAAACGCGCUGGCGAGUGCCAGAGCCAGCACGGGCGAUGUGGAUGUCAAGAUGGAGCCUUUAGAGGACGAAGAGACGCCUGAUCCUCCACCUGCUCGUCGCUCGGCGCGCAACUCGCAGCAAAAACGGCUACGCGACUCCGAUGCGAGCGACUUUGCGCCCUCCGACUCGGACACUCCCACCCGCCAGUCGCCCUACUUCAGCAGGACCGGCGAAGUCCGCAUGGAUGACGAUCCCGAGACACCCUCGACACCCACGCGCUCGCGCAGGCGGCGCGACGAUGGCUCGCUGGAAGACUUUGGUUGGAAGAAGCCGCGCCGCUUCGCUUCACCGUCGCGAUACGCACACCUGCCCGCUCUGUCCGACGCCCUGCGGCCUGGCCUCGACAUUGUGUUUGUGGGCAUCAACCCGGGAACGAGGAGUAGCAAGACGGGCCACUUCUUUGCGCACCCGACCAACAAGUUUUGGAAAGCACUGCAUGGGGGCGGGUUGACCCCGAGGCUGUUGACGCCCGAGGAGGACGUGACCUUGCCGGACGAGUACAACUAUGGCAUGACAAACCUGGUGUCGAGGACGACUGCAGAGCAAGCCGAACUGUCUGGCCACGAGAAACGCGUCGCCGUGGCCCCGCUGGCGACCAAGAUGGCGCUCAACCGUCCCCGUGUUGUCUGUUUUGUCGGCAAGAUGAUCUGGGACGUGUUUGCGGGCGUCGCCAAGCGGUCCAUCCCAAAAGUGUCAGCCAAGAACGAGCCCUCGCCCUCCCCCCAGUUGGCUCGCGUCGUCGAAUACACUCUUGACAGCGGCGGGGCGGUGUCACGCGAGCAAGAUGAGGACGCACUGGUCAAGAUUGAGCCAGGAGAAGCACCCGCAGCACCCAAGCGCGGCAAGGCCAAGGCCAAGGGCAAGAGCACACCCAAGCCGAAACCCAAGGCCCCGCCAUUUAUCUUUGACGCGCCGCAACCUCUCCGCCUGGCGGUCUCGGGUCCCGAAGGCUACGUCUACUUUUGGGUCGUGCCCAAUACGUCCGGCUUGGAACGGACCAAGCUCGAACAGCAGGUCGUGUACUUUGACGCUCUGAGGGCCUUUGUCGAAACUCUCAAGGCUGGCCAGGUGCCAGAGGGCGAGUUUGUGGAUGUCACCGCCGAGGGAAUCGAGAGGGUCGUAGAGGCGAUACGCGAGAAGGGAGAGUGA
Apiotrichum porosum is the source of this 1332-nucleotide messenger RNA. RefSeq lists its product as uncharacterized. Gene Ontology annotation, molecular function: mismatch base pair DNA N-glycosylase activity. The transcript has 2 exons. Gene Ontology annotation, biological process: base-excision repair, AP site formation. The record is from RefSeq and is a predicted model, not a curated record. Bases 1 to 1332 code for a protein of 443 amino acids. Lineage: Eukaryota; Fungi; Basidiomycota; Tremellomycetes; Trichosporonales; Trichosporonaceae.